Messenger RNA from Fusarium vanettenii 77-13-4, 1794 nucleotides. RefSeq lists its product as uncharacterized. The transcript is spliced from 2 exons. Bases 1 to 1794 code for a protein of 597 amino acids. NCBI's taxonomy places the organism in Eukaryota, Fungi, Ascomycota, Sordariomycetes, Hypocreales, Nectriaceae. The record is from RefSeq and is a predicted model, not a curated record.
AUGAAUCUCACCUUGACAGAUACUAACUAUCAAACAGAUGAUCCAUAUUCUCUCGAUCAUAUGACUAGCCCAAGAUUCAACAAUCUUGUUAUCCGUCCAUUACUCGACAGACUGUACGACGAGUAUGAUUACUCAAUAGUAUACUGCCUCUUGGCAAACCGUGUCCAGUUUCUUCGCGAACAGUCCAGCGUUGUCCAUCAAAGCACCAGCAUCGCCAGAGCCAACCUGUGCGAGCUCCUGGCCAUACGCAUCAUACGCAAUUUUCAAGAAGACAACUCUGGUCAGGGUGGCUUACUCACACUCUCCAAAAUCCUCGUCGAAGGCUUUGAUCCCUUCUCGGGUGCCCCAGAGGAUGUUCAGACUUCAGGCCGCUACCCCCAAUGGCCAAUCCAAAACCGCGGGGGACACGAAAGAAAGAUCACAGCCCUCGAGUUAGCCAUCAUCUCUGAGAGCAAGAACUUUCUCAGUUCACCAGGCUGUCAACGAGUUAUCGAGGCAGUCUACCAAGGGUGGAUUGUGUAUACGCCACUGUCAUUUGUUGACCUUUUACCUAACUACUUUGAAUAUCAGCCUGUCUCUCUCUACGAUCCCCAAAAGGCACCUUUGCUGAAUCACCGUCGGCUCAUCGUCCCACGUUCCCGGUAUGCCAUUGAGUUUGUGCAAUACGUUGUUCUGGUUGUGUUAUACAUCUUGACAAUGAUGCACCGAGGCACCAACGCGCUAUGGAUGUACGAGACGCUCUUCAUAAGCUACUCGGCCGGUUGGGUCCUGCAUGAGUUUGCAGCCAUCAUCGAGCAUGGAUGGACCAUCCACUCACAGAAACUCUGGUCGUUUCUAGAUCUCACUUUCACUCUCAUUUUCGCCAUAUACGUUCUAAUCCGGGGUUGCGAAGUUAGCAUUGCGUCCAUGGAGAGGGGCAUGGCGCUCAACUUCUUAUGCCUAGCAGCACCUGUGCUGCUCACUCGACUAGCUUUCAACAUCCUUCCAGACCACAUCGUCUUCAUAUCACUUCACGCAAUGAUGAAGGAAUUUCUAAUUCUGACCUUUCUGGCAACCUGGUGCUUCACUGGUUUCUUAUUAGCACUGCAGUGGUUGGCAACAGGAGAUGAGUCGACCACUAUUCCUGGAGACUUCACCAUCAUCAAGUGGCUUCUAUGGAUCUGGUUUGGCCUGGAUGGAACUGGCAUCGAAGCAUCUGUUCAGUUUCAUGCUAUCCUCGGACCGGGCCUUACUAUCGCUUUUGCGUUUCUCGGCAACACGCUAUUCCUCACUAUUCUUGUCUCACUGCUCACGAACCGGUUCUCCAAAAUCGUCACAUCGGAAACGGUCGAGAUACAGUUUAGACGCGCAGUUUUGGCAUUCGAAGGUGUCAAAAGUGAUGCUAUUUUCGCUUAUCCGCCGCCUUUCAACCUAUUCGCCCUUGCUAUACUUCUUCCCCUGAGGUUUAUUCUCUCCCCGCGGACAUUUCACUUCACACACAUUACACUUGUCAGGAUAUCCAACGCACCCCUGUUACUUGUUAUCGGCCUCUACGAGAGGCAUCGCCAAUGGGCUACAGUAUCAGGAAGGAAGUCAUCUAGACCGUGGCAGUUCACAGGUUUCUCACCCCAUGGUGAUAUACAGGCUGUUUUCGAUGUUGAACCGCCGUUGUAUGUCCAAGAGGAGGCUGACGAGCUAGACGGCUUGAGUGAGAUGGGAUUUUCGGACAACGACGCGGUUUCUAGGUUGUCGAGAGAGAUGAGACCACCAGUUGUGUUCUCACUAAGCAACGCGAAAGUAGGGAGCCCUAGAUAG